Odobenus rosmarus divergens (Pacific walrus) is the source of this 1299-nucleotide messenger RNA. RefSeq names its product lysosomal-associated membrane protein 3 (gene LAMP3). The coding region runs from base 1 to 1299 and encodes 432 amino acids. Lineage: Eukaryota; Metazoa; Chordata; Mammalia; Carnivora; Odobenidae. The transcript has 7 exons. The record is from RefSeq and is a predicted model, not a curated record. Gene Ontology annotation, cellular component: membrane.
AUGUCCUGGCAGCUGUCUGCAGUGGUGGUGCUCUUCGUGUCCCUGGCUGCAGUCUGGAUUUUGCAUUAUGGCAGUCAAAUAAGAGCAAAAAUGUUUCCAGAAACCUCCGACUAUCAAUCUACAAUAGCAGCAACAGCAGAGGCCACAGCAAAGCCUUUCCUGCAACUAACUCACCAAGUCCCUGGCCAAACUUUAGCAGCCAGAUCAAUGGAUGGUCACGUCCCCUCUCAAAGAGCUGCCCCAACCUCCAGCUCUGAGCCCCCAACCACACAUACAACAGUAAAAACUCUGGUAACAACUUCCUUGAUAACUACAAACAGCACCCCAACUACCAGCCCAACAACCCACACCCUAGUCACAACCUUGGCCACACCCAAUAACUCACACACAGCUGCUCCAGUCACUGAGGUUACAGUUGGCCCCAGCGCAGCCCCAGGUUCACUGCCAACCACCAUCCCUCCAGCGGCGCAUAUGACAGGAACCAGCCCACCAACUGUCAGCCACACAACUAGGAAAACCACCCAAACCAGUCACCAGACUGCCCUUCCAGCAACUUUGUCCACCCCACCACAUAACAGCACAACCAGUCACAAGUCUGCUCAACCCAGUCAUGCCCCAGGCCCAAGCACAGCUGCACACAACACCACCCAAACGACCUCACCUGGUACCACGGCUUCCGGACCCACUCUUGCACCUCGGGCUUCGUCAGCCAAGACUGGAAUUUAUCAAGUUCUAAAUGGAAGCAGGCUCUGUAUCAAAGCAGAGUUGGGGAUAGAGCUAAUGGUUCAAGACACAGAGUGGGUGUUUUCACCUCAGAGAUACUUCAACAUCGACCCUAACGCAACCCAAGCUUCUGGGAACUGUGGCUACCGAAAAUCCAACCUUCUCUUGAAUUUCCAGGGCGGUUUUGUGAAUUUCACAUUUACGAAGGAUGAAAACUCGUAUUAUAUCAAUGAAGUGAGAGUCUAUUUGACAGUCUCAAAUCCAGAGAAAAUUUACCAAGGAAUGAAAAGUUCUGUGGUGAUGUUUGAGACUGUGGUUGGGCAUUCCUUCAAAUGUGUGAGUGAACAGAGCAUCCAGCUGUCAACCCACCUUCAACUGAAAACAAUGAAUGUCCAAUAUCAAGCCUUUGAUUUCGAAGAUGACCACUUUGGAAAUGCGGAUGAAUGCUUCACUGACAGAAACAGGAGAGAAAACCCUGUGGCCGUGGGCCUGAGUAUCGCAGUACUGCUUGUCGUUUUGCUAACAGCAUGUCUGGUGGCCAACAAGAGGCCCAGUACAGGAUAUGAACGCAUGUAA